AUAUGGCCUUGGUGUAGGUUAAUUUGCUCGGUGUGGGGCGUUAUUGGUACGCGAUCGUGUUGGGGAUGGAUCGGCGCUAGACAAGCAGAUAUACAUGUGAAGCUGUUAACAGUCAAGCUUGAAGAUGGUUGUGUAUGAGUUGGCCGCAUGUUAUGAAACAUCUUAACUCAUGUGCUGUGUGAACACCAACAAUGACUGUAGAUUUCUGUGACUAUUUUUGGGGCGAGAAGAAUAACGGUUUUGAAGUUCUCUACCAGAACACAAAGCAUGGACAAAAUGCAAGCAAAGAGCUUGCAGAUUUCUUCAAGGAGAGAGCGAUGCUGGAGGAGAGUUACUCCAAGAUGCUAGCCAAGCUGGCGCACAAGGCGAGCAAUGCCGGCGUUAACGGCACGUUCGGGCCGCUUUGGACGCUGCUGCGCUCCUCCUCGGAGAAGCUCUCCUCCAUCCACAUGAGUGCCGUCAACAGGCUGGCUGAGCUCUUCAAGGAGUUGCAGAAGUUCAGCGAUGACCUGCACAAGCGUCAGAAGACGGUGAAGGAAGAGGAGGCGCCGACGAUGGAGGUGGUGCAGUCGCUACAGCAGCUGACGGCCAGUGUGCUGAAGGCGCGCGAGCUGUACCAGCAGCGGGCCGGCGAGCUGCGCCGACUGCAGGAGGCGGCGCCGGCCGGCCGCGACGCCGACAAGGCCGAGGCCAAACUGCGCAAGGCGGCCGACGACUACCGCGCCCUCGUCGACAAGUACCGGCUAGUGCGCGACGACUUCGAGCGCAAGAUGGUCGUCUCGUGUCGGCACUUCCAAGAAUUAGAAGAAAACUAUUUGUGCCAGAUGAAAGAGUUCCUGGACAACUAUGUCAAGAUAUUCGACGGAAGCCAUAGGCAGAUACGAGAAGUUAACAUCGAGUUGCGUCGGCAAUGUGACGAGAAAACUGUGAUCAAGCUUCUGGAGGAGUUCGCGCUGGCGAAGCACACGGGGCUGGAGAAACCAGUGCUGCUGGAAUUUGAGGAGGUGCCCGCGGCGCCGGCCGCCGCCUCGCUCGGCUCGACGCCGGACGCUGUUAGCGAGACGGGCUCGGCUGGACCGGAGGAGGCGCGGGCCGCCUCCACUGCCGCUGCCGCUUCCACCGCUGCCGCCGCCGCCACCGCCACCGUCGCCGUCGGCUGUUUCCGCCUUCCGGUCGUGGUCGCCUUUGUGGAAUGUCUUAACCGUGUUCAUGUUCUGCCCCAUGUGCUGCCCAAUGCCAGCGUCCAUGGCUUUUGUGGACGCGUCGCCUGUGCAGACCAGUUUUCCUUGCAUGCUUCAGGGGACUUGUCAUCGUGGCAACAACAGGGAAGCUCUUGGACUUCAGGGUUUCUACGGGGAAGGCGAGGCAAGCGAGAGAAACAGCCCAAAAAGAAGGAUAACGAGAAAUCGGACAGCGAGGAGAACCACAAGGCGAGCCCGGUGGUGGACGAGGAGGGCUUCUCGGUGCGGCCCCGGCUCGAGACGGACAAGAAGAAGCGACGCGACAGCUUCUACUCGUCCAGUGACUCCGACUCCGAUGAAGACCCCACGAACAAGAUCCACGUAAAGAUCAACCCGCUAAGCAACGGAGGCGGCACGAUAUCGGCCAGCGUAGACGAACUGCGCCACCUGGCCAGCGGCCUGACGCUCUCUCCAGCCAACACCGGCUCGCUACGGAGGCCCCGUCAUCUCAAUGUGGCCAAUAGCCUCCAGAGUAAGAGCCCGACGAUCGCCGAGGAGAGCGCCGGUCUACGCCGCUCGCAGUCCGUCUCCCAGCAGCUCGGCCACCAGCGGCCGAGUAAUGACCUGAUCGGCUUGAGCUUCCACUCGCCCACGCAGUCGAACCAGUCUACGCCGACGGCCGGCGCUCCUUACGUCCCGCGCGCCGACGCCGCCCCCUCGGCUGACUCGGACCGAUACGCCGAGCUGAGCGAGAUAUUUGCCGAGAGCUCUGACAUGCCGCCGGCGCUGCCGCCCAAGCACCAGUCACAGGCGGCGCCAGCGCGCGGCACCACGCCCACGCUCUCGUCAAUAGCCAUUCCUCGGCCGCCGAGCCGUCGCAGCGUGGAGGGUUCGGGCGGCGCACGCGGCUCGGCCGAGGCGAGUGUGGGCGCCUCGCGCGGCCCGUCGCCGCUGACACUGGGCUUGAGCGACACCGUGCCGCUGGCCGUAGCCUUCCAAGAGGUGGUGCACGCGUACUUCCGCGGCUCGGACGCCGUCAGGUGUCAGGUGAAGAUGACGGGCGACACCAUGGUGUCGUUUCCGUCCGGUAUCGUCCAGGUGCUGACGUCCAACCCGUCGCCGGCGCCGCUGGUGUUCCGGCUGAAGAACACCGGCCGGAUGGAGAGCCUUCUGCCCAACCGGCACCUCAUCACACAGGAGCUCAAGCUCAGCGGCAUCGAUACGGCCGUGUUCGAGUUCCGAAUGGACAACCUCACGGCGCUGCUGAGGAAGCAGGCGGAGAAAAAUCCAUCCGCCUCCUACUUCAACGUGGAUAUCCUCAAAUAUCAAAUCGUGACGCGGCCAGGAGCCGGCUCGGUGCCGCUGCAGCUAGUGGCCUACUGGAAGUGCGAGCCCACACACACGGACCUCAAAGUGGAGUACAAGUAUAACGGCGACGCGCUGUCGCCUCCCUGCGCCCUGCAGAACAUCACGGUGGCGGCGCCCGUAGACGGCGGAGUCACUGCCAUGCACUCUAAGCCCACCGGAAAAUGGGUUUCGGACGCUAAUCGGGCAAUGUGGAAGAUUCCAGAGCUGUCUGCAGCUGGCAAAGACCACGGCAUGGGCGCACUGAAAGCCAGGUUUGAGCUGUCACAUGGACCAGGCAGCCCCAGCACGCUGGCGGCGCAGUUCAGCUGCGAGGGCAGCACGCUGUCAGGCGCCGAGCUCCAGCUGCUCGGCUCCGGCUACCGGCUCUCACUGGUCAAGCGGCGCUUCGUGUCGGGCAAAUACAUUUGCGACUCGGACUACAUCGAAAGCAGCGACCGCUACGCCGCGCCACCGGGACCCGUGUGACGUCAGAGGAGCCUCAGGGCAGUCGUGAGGCCGCGCUGUUUGGACGCUGUGAGCUGGAAGCAGGACGAGUGCCCGCCGGUGCCGGCGGGGCCCUCGUAGAGCCGCGGUCCUCGCAUCUCUAUUCCUCGUGCUACUCGAAGGCCUCACCGGUAGCAGUAGUAUAUAUGGCAUACAGGGACCCAUGCUGCCAGUGUCGUGGCCUGCUGCCGCGCGGCGGGCUUGCCUUACUGUA
Molecule: messenger RNA, 3246 nt
Organism: Pollicipes pollicipes
Lineage: Eukaryota; Metazoa; Arthropoda; Thecostraca; Pollicipedomorpha; Pollicipedidae
Product: F-BAR domain only protein 2
Exons: 25
Coding region: 192-3014 (940 amino acids)
Biological process (GO): clathrin-dependent endocytosis; clathrin coat assembly
Cellular component (GO): cytoplasm; clathrin-coated pit; clathrin-coated vesicle
Source: RefSeq, a predicted model, not a curated record